Messenger RNA from Olea europaea var. sylvestris, 1527 nucleotides. RefSeq names its product light-inducible protein CPRF2-like. Gene Ontology annotation, molecular function: DNA-binding transcription factor activity. The record is from RefSeq and is a predicted model, not a curated record. Gene Ontology annotation, biological process: regulation of DNA-templated transcription. The transcript is spliced from 6 exons. The coding region runs from base 89 to 1393 and encodes 434 amino acids. Lineage: Eukaryota; Viridiplantae; Streptophyta; Magnoliopsida; Lamiales; Oleaceae.
AAACCCCAUCAAUCCAUACUUUUAUUAUCCAAAUAAAACUAUCCAUAUAAUAUGUGCACAUUCUGCAUGCUUUCUUUACGAGUUAUACAUGGAUAGCGUGUUUUCAGUGGACGAAAUAGCGGAUCACUUCUGGUCACCUCAGCCGCCGCCGAAGGAGGAGCAUGAAGAGUCAUCAGCCUCCGCCACUACUCCGGCGGGGUCCUCCUCGUCGAAUAACAAGAAGAUGAUGAUGAAUCGCAGCUCUUCCGAAUGGGCUUUCCAGCGCUUUCUCCAAGAGGCAUCCGCACUCGAUGAUUCCUCAUCGCAACAACUUGCGAUGGAUAAGGGAUCACAUCCUCCGCCGUCGUGUUCUGCCACCACAUCAAACGACGUUGACUUUAAUAUCAAAAGUAAUGAUAGCAAUAAUCGAAAGACGGCGGCGGGUUCGGUGGUCCCACCACCUACUAAUAUUCCGGCUGAUUCCGAGGAAUACCAGGUCCUCCUUAAAAGCCGCCUCGAGUUGGCGUGCGCCGCCGUCGCGUUGACCCGGGCAAAUAAUUUGAAGCUUCAAGAUUCAGCAUCUGCAGCACCUGGAAAUGGACCACAGGCUUCUCAAGUUCGGCUUAAAGGAGCUGGGCAUGUAUCAUCAGUGGGAGAAGAUAAGGAUGCCAGUGGAACACUUGGGUUAUCUUGCCUGCCUGCAGUGCCUAAGAAAUCUGGGGCUCAGGUUAAGUCAACAACAAGUGGUUCAUCUGGAGAACAAUCAGAUGAUGAUGAGGGUGAAGGAGAAACUGAAACAACUCUGAAUAUGGACCCUGCAGAUGCAAAGCGCGUACGGAGAAUGCUUUCAAACAGGGAAUCUGCAAGACGCUCAAGAAGAAGAAAGCAGGCCCAUUUGACCGAGCUCGAGACACAAGUUUCCCAGUUAAGAGUUGAAAACUCUUCUUUGAUGAAGAAACUCUCUGAUAUAAGCCAAAAGUACAAUGAAGCAGCUGUAGACAAUAGAGUUCUGAAAGCUGAUGUUGAGACAUUGAGAGCUAAGGUAAAAAUGGCAGAAGAGGCUGUUAAAAGAGUAACAGGUUUAGGCCCACUGUUCCAAUCCAUGUCCGAGAUAUCCACAAUGGGCAUGCCAUCUUUUGCUGGUAGUCCAUCUGAAACCUCAGCAGAUGCUGCUGUACCAGUACAAGUGCUAGAUGACACAAAACAGUGCUAUCAUCAAAGUUCUACAUCGACUGGUGAUCCUAGGUUCCAAAAUGGUUCGAUAGAUAUUCCUCCAGCAGAUAAUGUACAACAGAAUGAUGCAGCAGGUGCGCGGAACAAGAUGGGAAGAACAGUUUCGAUGCAGAGAAUCUCUAGCUUGGAACAUCUGCAGAAACGCAUUCGUGGGGGAACGGGUUCUAGUGGAGAGCAGUAGAGUAUCUAUUAUUCUUCAACAUACUAUGUGCAUUUGUUGGAUAAAACAGCAUAUUUAACAAUUCUAACUACUUAAAUGCUUAUUUUAUUUUUCAUUUAAAACAAGAAGGGAAUUCAUUUUCCAGAUUCUUAUCU